GCUCCUUUCUUCCUUUUAUUAUUCGUUUUCCAAUUGUGGCGUUACAACAAGAGCAAGCUUCGUGAAGCAAUCGCCUAAAACGCAAGGAAACAAUAAUAGUUUUACGUGCUCGUUCUCGCUCCCCAGGAUUUUGCGAGGUAACGAUUACUCACGUUUACAAGAUGAAAAGGAUUCACCGCGUUCUUGUUGUGCAACUUGGUGGAGUAGUACCAACGUACCAGCAGUUUAUCUUGUGCUCCCACUCAAAUCACACGAAAAAAGCCGUUCUUUACCGCGGGCUUUUAGAUCACGUCUUGUUCAUGACAACUUUUGGCUUCCCUGCGCUUCCCUUUAUUUACUCUCUAGCCUCUCCUUGGUCGAGAGUUGUCUGUCGGCCAAUUUUGAUAAUGCAGUUCCUCGUCAAUCUGUGCUGCUGCUGCUGCUGCUUGGGAUUUCUGGCUGGAUUCGUCGCUGGAGCUCCAGCCUCUGAUCUUGUCAAAGAUCUCCCAGGCCAGCCCGACGUUUCGUUCAAGCAGUAUGCCGGAUACGUGACAAUUGACCAGCGAUCGGGCAAGGCACUGUUCUACUACUUUGUCGAGGCAGAGGAGGAUCCCACGAGCAAGCCCCUCUCGCUCUGGCUCAAUGGAGGACCCGGAUGCUCGUCGCUCGGAGGUGGUGCGUUCACGGAGCUCGGCCCUUUCUACCCGGACUCCAAAUCGGAUGGCCUGGUCAGGAAUUCUAAGGCCUGGAACAAAGCAUCAAACGUCUUGUUCGUGGAUUCGCCCAUCGGGGUUGGAUGGUCAUACUCCAACACCAGCUCGGACUACCAAACUUACAACGAUGAAAAGACGUCCAGAGAUCUGGUCAAAUUUUUGCAUGGAUGGUUUAUUAAAUUCCCCGAGUACAGACACAGGGAAUUUUACAUCACGGGAGAAAGCUACGCUGGGCAUUACGUUCCCCAGCUGGCCGUUCGUUUGCUAAAUCACAACAAGCUAGCAAAGAAGAGCCAUCAGUUUAAUCUCAAAGGACUUGCUAUUGGUAAUCCGGCACUGAAUAGCGCAAUCGACGAUGAGGCCACCUACGACUAUUACUGGUCACACGGUUUGAUCUCGGACAAGACCUACCAGGGGAUCGUCCACAAUUGUAACUGGCACGACUACGAUUACUCAGGGCUCAACCACAACGUUAGCGUUGAGUGCGUCAAAUAUAUCAGUCAAACGAACACCGAAGUGGGUCAAAACGUCGAUCCGUACGACGUCCUCCUCGACGCAUGCCUGCCCGAGGCAGUCCACCAGGAGUUCCGCUUAAGAAAGAUGAAAUCCCAAAGGAGCAUAGGAGUUGAUAUUUGCAUCACGAGAGAGCGAACCAGGUACUUUCGAAGGCCGGAAGUCCAGAGGGCCUUGCACGCCAACACCACAGGGCUGCCGUACGAGUGGUCAAACUGUGAGGGGUACGGGCAUCUCCUUGUUUUGCUUUCUAGACUUAGCUUGUUUUGCGGGAUUGGUAGGCCUCUCUUCUAUGAUAACGGAAAUCUCAACAUUGACAUGGUCACUGUGCUGGAAAAUUUGCUGGUUCAAGGCCUCCGGAUUUUCAUUUACAGCGGAGAUGCGGACUCGGUGGUACCAUUUCUGGGGACCCGGACGAUAAUCGACAGCAUUGUCAACAGGCUCAGGCUCAAAACAUUGGUUCCAUACUCCGCAUGGUAUUCUCAAAGCCAGGUGGCUGGGUGGACGCAAGUUACUGGAAACUUGACCUUUGCCACGGUCAAAGGCGCCGGACACAUGGUUCCGUAUGCUCAGCCCAUGCGAGCCCUGGUCAUGUUUCAAGCGUUCGUGAACAACAAAAACCUUCCACGCCAGUAGCGAUGACUACGCGAAUUCUUUUUUUCUGAUGUGGUUUCAUAAAAAAAAAAUGGAACCAUGUAUCAUCUCCUAACCGUUUUCCUCCACUCGUUGACUAAUC
Selaginella moellendorffii is the source of this 1941-nucleotide messenger RNA. Its product is annotated as serine carboxypeptidase-like 42. Gene Ontology annotation, biological process: proteolysis. Bases 162 to 1841 code for a protein of 559 amino acids. Gene Ontology annotation, molecular function: serine-type carboxypeptidase activity. The transcript has 9 exons. NCBI's taxonomy places the organism in Eukaryota, Viridiplantae, Streptophyta, Lycopodiopsida, Selaginellales, Selaginellaceae. The record is from RefSeq and is a predicted model, not a curated record.